CCACUUGCUUGUUGACAGUGGAAGUGGAAUACGGAAAAAAAAAUAAUUAUCAGUGUUCAGCCGAAUAAGCUAAAAACUACUAGUGUAAACCUAGUGUAGGAUGGGAAGAUCUGGACCACCAUUAGUCACUGGGGUAGCACCUAAAGAAGGACCCCCUGGCACCCGCAUUACCAUUCGUGGAGAAAAUCUGGGCUAUGACCAAAAGGAUUUGAUUGGAGUGAAGAUAUGUGGAGUGGACUGUUUAUUGUCAGCUGAUUGGAAAUCUCCCAGUAAGAUCAUUGCAAGGUCUGGUCCUGGGAAAGGUAAAGGAGAGAUCAUAGUAGUUACCAAGUCAGGUGGACAGGGAACCUGUACAGUAGGAUUCAAAGGCUAUUAUGUACAAAUAGGCCCAUUACAGGAAUCUGCUAUAUGGAUAGAUGAGUCGCAGAGUGUUUCUUCCAAUUUACGACAUGGUCGGCCAUCUUCUCCUUUAUUUUCUAAGGAUGAUGAGGAUCCAUUGGGGAUUUCUGAUGAAGGAAAUCAAGCCAAAUUUUCAGAAGAAGACUUAUUAGAACAGUUCCCUGAAGCAUCUGGAAAUAUGUCAAUUGAGAAUUUUUCUUCAUCAUGGUAUUUAUUAGAGAAUCAUCAUUCCACUAGCUUUGAUGAUUUAAGGGCAGGUCUUGCUCAUAUGAAGAGAAAAGCUAAACAUCGUUCAGAGGGUCCAAUAGCUUUUGUCAAAACCAAUUUGUCUUCUACCUUAGACUGUUUAGAUAGUUUACAAAAUAUGUACAGUAAAUUCUGUAAAGAUGAUAUAAGAGGGGAAUUUAUAAAUUCCUAUGCAGUUCUUCUGAUGCAGGCUAAGUCAUGUGCUGAUGGAUUGUUCCAAGAAGUACUAGGACGGAAGGACAAGGCAGACUCUACUAGAAAUGCACUGAGUGUUUUACAGCGAUUUAAGUUCUUAUUUUAUCUUCCAUUAAAUCUACAGAGAAAUAUACAAAAGGGAGAUUACAACAUGGUUAUAAAUGAUUAUAUCAGAGCCAGAUCCUUGUUUGCUGAUACACAAGUACAAGUUUUCAGAAAAGUAUACAAAGAGGUAGAGAAGCAGAUAAAUGAAUUCAGAGACAUGUUAAAACAGAAGUUAAUGGAGUUACCAAACUCGCUGGAAAAUCAGAAAAAAUUAAUCAAAUAUUUGAUCAGUUUAGAAUGUAGUGGUGAUCCUGCAUGGGAAUGCCUAGUUAAUCAACAGAAAUGGCUGACAACUAUACUGCUACGUUGUAAAGAACAACAUUUACAAGAAGAAAAAGAGAGCCAACCAAAUGGUGAAGUAUUUGGCACCCCACAGAGGACAUCAAAUUUAUCUAGGGCAAAACCAGGAGAUUCAAGCAGUUUGAAAUUAGAUCAUGGUUCUUCAAAGUUUACAAAUCCACAAAGAAUAAUGUAUAUAGAGGAAUUAUGUGAGAUUCUGACUUACAAUUUACCAGACCUGUGGAAAUUGGGACAGGCAUAUUUCUCUGGAGCAUUAAUUGUAAAGGAGCAAACAGGAGAGAAGGCAUUUAAAAUAGAUGUUUCUAAGCAUAGUCAGUUUAAGCAAAUGAUAACAGAUACCAUUAGUUUAUUCUCAAACCUGGUGAGAGCAGCUUUCCUACCACAAACUUUACCUGAAAAAAUGUCAACAGACGACAUUACCAAAUAUGGUCAAUGGAACCAAGAUAUCCCAGGAGACUGGUUACCAUCUUGUGUCAGACAUAUUCGGAAUUGUGUUGGUUCCCUGUCCUUACUAGAUUUACCAGGGGAAUCCCCCACAGUAAUAAAUGACCUAGCUUUUGAUAUGAGGACAAACUGUAUGUUCACUCUAUUAAAACAAGCAAUUGCAGACAUACAACAGCUUCACAUUAAAGAAACAUGGAUUGUAGAAAGGGAUGAUGAAUCAGGGGGAACAACCCAAUUGCCGGCAUUAUUUGAGAACAUUGUUAAUGAGACUAUCCAGCAUCUGCAUGAAGUUGUUGUCCAGAAUAAACAGGGGGAACCAGAGAUAUUUGGUCAAAGAACAGUACAGAAAGAUUCUACACAGUUGUGUUCAGAGUUACUACAAGCAUUUGUACCAUGUUUAGAUUGUUUAGCUUUUACUCCUGUAAUGUCAGGAGGAUCAUCCAGUAUAACAGACGACUCAAAGAAAAGAUUCUCAACAUCUAGUAUGGACUUCGAGGAACAUUCCCUACAGUUUGAUAAAAGAUUGAUUAUAAUGUUAAGUAACUGUAGCCACACCAUGGAAAGGAUCAUCCCUAGACUCAUAGAGAACCUGAAUAAACAUGGAUAUGUAGAAAUGAAUAAAGCCUUACAGACCACCAGAGAAAGAUAUGAGGAAUUGGAUAAUAAAUUAUUUGAAGCCUACAUAGAAGAGAAAUCAAAUCCUAUUGUGGGAGCUAUUGAACAGAAUAUGUAUAGGGGAAGAUUUGAUUGGAAAACGUGCAGGAAACCAGCUGGAGUCAGAAAUUACCUGAAAGAUGUGAUAAUGAAAAUGAUAGAGGUCCAUGCUGAAGUGUUUGCUGUUUCCCCAUCCUUUGUUACCAGGGUUACACAGAAAGUUGUUGAGUCUGUGUCAGAGGAGAUAACAAGAGUUAUAGAAUGUGUUACUGAAUUUAAUGAACAUGGAAAGUUGCAGGCUAGAGUAGAACUUAUGGCUCUACAGGAAACAGUGAAACUUUACAUAACACCACAUGCAAAUGCAUGUUUUAAAGAAGCUAUGGAUAACCUUGGCAGUAUGAAACCAGAAGAUAAAAAACUGUUAGAAUAUCUAUUGAACAAGUAUAAAUCACAGAUGAAGUUUCAAAUGAUGUGUUUCUAUGGAGAUAGUCUUCUAAGAAAUUCUGUAUCAGCAUAAGAUUGUGUUAAAUUUUCUUUUUUACUUGACAACUUUUUCUUUCACAAGAAACUAUGUGGAUGAUAUGUUAUGAUUAAAGUGAAUAUAAAAACUCAAGUUUCACUAAACUCAGAACAAAAUAAUGUUAAUCAUUACCUACAUAUGAUGUCAGAAAAACAAUAUUAUUCAUAUUGGUAUCUGAGAUCUUGUGACAGAAACUUUUCCAAAAAGCUUUAUUAUAAGUGGAAACAAAUUUGUAGUGAAAUUUAAUGAAAAGACAACCGAAAGGAAUAUGGCAAUGGUUCAUAAUUACCAGUAGAUAUCAUACAAUCAUAGAAAAAACACAUAAUAUCUUAUUUAUAGUUCAUACAUAAUUGUUGUAUGAUUAUGAUUAUAAGAUGGUAAUUUUCUGGUUUGUGACAGAGUAGUUGUUAAAAUUGUGUUACAUCUUAGUUAUUGGUCUGUCAUGUUUUGUUGACGUUUGUGAAGAAUACAGUUACUGCCUUAAAGUGUACAUUGAUCAUUAUACAGUUAUAAGUUAAGCCAUGAUACUUAUCCCAAUAAUUAAAUUGGCAUUUAUAUAAAGCAUAUUUAUAGAGUUUGCAUUUUAUUUGAUUAGCAACUACAGAAAUAAAUAUGCAUGUAAUAAUUUCUGAAUUUAUGGUAUAAAUAUCCAAAUAUUAAACUUCUGUGAUAUAAAUCCUGUAUAGGAAAGAUGUAUGCUUACCAAAUGUUUGAGUUUAGGGAUGGGAUGAAGUCAUGAAUCAACUCAAUUCAAUAUAAAAUAAUUUCUAGAAUUAAAAUUCUAAAUCUGUGAUAUGUAAAAAGAAGACCAAAUUUAUGUCAUUGACAUUACCAGAAAUAUAUGGAUAAAUAUUAGAAUGUUUGUAGAUUGAAGUAGGCUUGAAAAUAUUAUCUCAUUGUAUAACAUUGCCAAGUUAAUUUUGCAGAUUAUUUUAAUUGUUUUGAUUUAUAUGUUUUGCAUUGUUAAUAUAUUUUGUCUGUGGUGCAUCUAAAAUAUGUGCAAUAUAUUUAUUAAAGUCUUUUAUAACACCAA
Messenger RNA from Mytilus californianus (California mussel), 3896 nucleotides. Its product is annotated as exocyst complex component 2-like. The transcript has 28 exons. NCBI's taxonomy places the organism in Eukaryota, Metazoa, Mollusca, Bivalvia, Mytilida, Mytilidae. Gene Ontology annotation, biological process: Golgi to plasma membrane transport; exocytosis. The record is from RefSeq and is a predicted model, not a curated record. Bases 101 to 2860 code for a protein of 919 amino acids. Gene Ontology annotation, cellular component: exocyst.